Messenger RNA from Penicillium daleae, 1392 nucleotides. RefSeq lists its product as uncharacterized. Bases 1 to 1392 code for a protein of 463 amino acids. The transcript has 2 exons. NCBI's taxonomy places the organism in Eukaryota, Fungi, Ascomycota, Eurotiomycetes, Eurotiales, Aspergillaceae. The record is from RefSeq and is a predicted model, not a curated record.
AUGUCAUUCGGCUUUUCAGUCGGCGAUAUCAUUCUCUGCUCUCAAAUCGCCUAUCGCUUGUUCUCGUCCGUCACGGAUGGGCGUAAAAAGGCGUCUCGCGACUUGAAAGAGCUUGAAGAUACUCUAUUCGGCCUUUACUGUGCUCUCAAUCACCUCAAACGAGAUCAUGAACUCAUUUUGGCAAAGGCCUCCACGAAACCCGGGGAUAAUACAGGGCAGGUGCAUGUGCAGCUGGGCUACAUGAUCAAGUCCUGUCUUGAAACAUUAGAAGAACUCGAUAAUGCCACAAGAGAGUACCGUGAAGCAGCAACGAAGUUUGCACGUCCUGAGAUCGGAAAUCAGUUCGGUAUCAUGGGACAAUCAUCGUCCAAACCGGCCAAGAAGCCGUUGAAGGUUCAGUGGAAGAGAGUGCUAUGGGAUCUACGCGGCGAAUCCUUGAGUAAAUAUCGGACUAAGCUGCAGUCACACACCGAUGCUAUCAACCUGCUCCUGAGUACCUCUAUCUGGCUAGAUGAAAUUCUGCAAGAAGCAUCUCAGUUCAAUAAUAAUGUGUUUCAACUAGUGCAAGCACUAUAUGCCAGCAUUACCAUAUCACAGCCUCCCCCCGCCUUCGGCUCGCAUGGUUUGAUGCAUUCUGUUAGACCGCAGACAUAUGGACCAAUAGCUCCACCAGAUUCGGGUCAAGGUCCAGCGAUUGAAUCUGAAUCUGGAGGCAUCAUUCCUGGGUCCAAAGAAAUACCUGAUCCUACGCCCCAAGGUCUCAUUGCACUGCCUUUACGGCCAGGAGCGGGAUAUCAGAAAGCGAAACCCCCAGUGUUGGAACACACAAUAUGGCAAAGUGGGCAAUACUUCAAACUACCAGAGAGCAUUCAAGCCAUCAAUGAGUCUCGGAGGAUAGUGGGCAAGACGGAAUUUGAAGAGCGUCAACGUCAGCUCGCCUCCGUGCAGAUGGACCACCGGCUACCUGUGCCGCAUGCUUCUCCGCCAAGUAGGGGUGCUCCCGCAGUUGACAAAAUGAGCCGCCAGCUUGAGAAUAUCUUCAAGACUUUGAAUGUGCCGGAAAUUGAUAGGAUGACAACAAAUGAUGACUUACAGACUGACAUCGUCGCCUGGAUGUCCAAACUUGAGCAUCUAUUAGAGGACUUGCAUGUAUCACCGCCCAACUUCGACAAGCAAGAGAGGAACAUAAUAAUAGGGGAGCUGUCCCAGCUACUUGUUACUUUGAAUCGCCUUAUUGAAGACAGUCAGGUUGGGAAUCGAGGGGUUUUCUAUAAUGCCUGUGGGUCUCGAAUUGACCAUGUCUUUAUGCAACUGAGAUCUUUAUCAACCUUCUGUGAAAAGGAGAUUGAAGAGUUCGAGGACGAGCGAGAUGACUGGAAGGAUGAUGAAUAG